CUUCUGAAGUCUUAAAACGGGCUGCAGUAGUGGUGCUUGAAUGCGUGAAAGCAGAAUGCUGUGGAAGGUAACUGUGUCUUGACAAUUUGAAUAGAGAUAUAGCAAGAGAAAAUGUUAACAGAGUAAUUUACAAGGAUGUAAACUGAAGAUGAAAAUCGAGGGAUUAUUAUCAUUUUCUACUCUUGUUCAAAUGCACUCGUACAUGCUGGCUGUACUAGUACUAAGCCUAGGGGGAACCAUGACCUCUUCGCAACUUAUGCAAGAGAACCAUAGCCGUACCAGUUCAGUAGAUUAUGAACUCCAUCUCAGUUGCACCCAGAUAGGAGUUCUUGAUUCAACCCUAAUAUUUUAUGUUGAUCUGGUGAAUCUUCAUCACAGCCCAGAUAAAGAACCAACCUAUUUUCAAUAUAUAUGGACUGAUGGAGCAGACAAAACUGUCCACCCAAUACAGAGAAGAAAAAGAUUUUCUUUUUAUAGAGAUUAUUUUGGGAAUCCUGAUGUUAUACCGGGAACAUAUAAUAUGACUGUACAGGUUUACAAGCCUCGGAAAGUUGGUACUAAUGAUACCCUUAUUGCUCAAAACUAUACAUCAUUUACUAUUACAGAAUUCCUCAAUGUCAAUGUAUUAAUUUCUCAGAAGGUUAAAUCUAAACUGAAUAAUGGAACAACUUUUGCCACAGGGACAAACGUAACAUUUUAUGCCAAGGCAUUGGACAAUUUUACUAAUCCGGAAAUACUGAACAUGUCUUAUUUCUACCACUGGAAUCCUGAGGUUAGCAUAUACAAAGAUGAAGACAAUGAAAAAAACAAUAAUUUCACAUACAUAUUUACAAGUUCAGGAAAGCAGCUCAUGACUCUGAAUACAACUGUUGUGAUGAUGUUGAAUGACACAAACAGUACACAAAUGGUGAAGACAAAGUUGACAAAUAAGUCCCUUGUAUUAAAAGAUGCUGUUGGAAACCUGGAUUUGAAGUUAGACACUAUUCUCUUGACAGAACAGAAGCUUUCUGGAAAGAUAACGUGUACUGGAAGUGUUCCACUGAAUAUAACUAUCUGUGCACACAAAGGAGAUGAUAAUAACACUUGCUACCAAGCAUCAAAUUUGGACACGUGUACACUUGAUGUUUCUCUGCUGAAUAUUGUUUUUCACCAAGGAGGCAAAUAUAUGAUGAAUUUCACUGUAUCAAAUGAAGUUAGUGUGACGAGUGGUAAUUAUACACUUCAAGUGGAUGCCCCUGACUAUAAGCCCGUCAACCAGUUUGUUCCUAUAUUAUUUGCACUAAUGGUGAUUUUCAUCAUCGCAGCAGCCAUAGGAUACACAGUGUAUUCUAGGCGAAAACUGAUGGUGCCCAUUGAUCCUGAGGUGGCCAGCUUUGAGUUUCAAAGUGUUGAGGAAGACAAGCCAUCUCUUUUUCAGAGGUUCAAAAGUACAGAUUUUGGAAAGUUUUUAUUUGGUAGUUACAGAGCAGGAGAAAAACUGGGCCAGGCAAAUUAUGCUUCUUUUACUUUACGUUAUGGUUCAUUGAAAGAUGAAUAUGCCUAAUUUUUUUUCCUUUGGGAGGGGGGAUUGCCUUUUGAAAUUUUUGUUUCCAAAUGAAAUCCGAAUAGAUUGUUACCUGCAUAAAAUACUCAAAUAACAGACCUUUGAUCACGAGAAUGAAGACCAACCGAUGCUUAUUUUUGUAUGUCAGAUUGUUUGCCUCUCUGGUUUUGUUUGACAGACAUACAAAGAAUAAACCAGUUCACACCAGAGGAUUAAGUUAAACUGAAUUUGUUUAACUCGACAAUUGAGACUGCAGAGUUGAAUAUCAGCCCAGUUUUGUAGAAUGAUGUAUUAAAAAAACAGUUGCUUUUUACUUCAAAAUGUGUAUAUGUUUUGCACAUUGUAUAACUUUUAUCCACUAUAUUCUAGAUCUCAGUUCUACAGAAAUGUCAGUAAAUUACAAUCAGCUGUAUGACAUAUUUUAAUUAGGAUAUGAUGGGACACUCCAUCUCCCAUUACAAAUUUUUCAGAUCAAAAGAUUUGUCAGUUUUAUAUUAUAUCUUUAUUAGUCAAAAAUUAUGCUUUUAUAAGGAAAUUUUUAAGAAUUUAACUUUUCCAAGAAGUUUAGAGUCAGUGAUAAUAUUUAAUUGUAGAGUAAUGAGUUCAACAAAAUUAUUUUUGUUUCCUGAAUUUGGUGUAUUUUUUACUUCUUAAUACUAUUUAUCCCAAGAGAAUGGAGAAAGAACCACUUAUGAAUAUUUUAUCAUUAUUGAUAUCAGUGUUUAAAGUUAAACACACAGCGUUUUAUUUGUCUAUUUUUUUUCUGACAGUUUUUUUUUUUUUUUCGCCUAGUAUUUUCUGAAAUUAUUUUUGAUUCUCUAGCACAACUUUUAUUCUAUGGAAUUUUUAAUUUUGUUCCUAGUGCAAUUGUGAUGUGUUAUAGAAAUGACAAACUUACCAGUAGAUAUGUUUUACUUUCUAUGUAAAAACAAAAGCAUAUAUUAGUUGAAGAGUGCAUUUUUAUUAGGGUUGGACUUCCAAACAUUUCGACAGUAUCAAAGUGGUGAUAGGUAACAUGCUGACUGUGAUACAUGAACUGGAACAUAGCUGGUAGAGACAUCUUUUCUUUUAUUUAGAUUUCAUUUUAAUGCAACAAUUUUACUUGUGAAGUAAUGUCUGGAUCCAAUCUGUUCUGGUUGAGUAAAACUGUAUAUAAAUAUUGGCAAUAACGAUGGUUUACAACAUUGGGAAAGUGCCAAGGAGAAAAGGAUUUUAUUGUUACUUUAUCAGAAAAUAAAUUUAUUUUGAAAAAUGUCGACU
Molecule: messenger RNA, 2803 nt
Organism: Lingula anatina
Lineage: Eukaryota; Metazoa; Brachiopoda; Lingulata; Lingulida; Lingulidae
Cellular component (GO): plasma membrane
Source: RefSeq, a predicted model, not a curated record